Molecule: messenger RNA, 4064 nt
Organism: Manihot esculenta (cassava)
Lineage: Eukaryota; Viridiplantae; Streptophyta; Magnoliopsida; Malpighiales; Euphorbiaceae
Product: protein transport protein SEC31 homolog B
Exons: 22
Coding region: 299-3706 (1135 amino acids)
Biological process (GO): COPII-coated vesicle cargo loading; endoplasmic reticulum to Golgi vesicle-mediated transport; intracellular protein transport
Cellular component (GO): endoplasmic reticulum exit site; COPII vesicle coat
Molecular function (GO): protein binding; structural molecule activity
Source: RefSeq, a predicted model, not a curated record
CCCACAAUAUGCAAAAAUAAAAAAGAAAAAUUUCGCUAAAUUGUAUCAGACAGAACGAGAACCAGAGCGAACGAGAGAGAGCAGAGAGCCAGAUAACGCUAGUGUCAAAAUCCCUUAUCAGAUCAAAACCUAAAUUAAUCUCCCAUUUCUUCAAUUCUUAAACUUCUCAAUCUCAGAUCCACUUUCUCUCUCCAUUUCUAUAUUUGAAUUGGCGUUUUCCCCCUUUUUUUACGUUGGUUUGAUAGGGGAGGUAGAAUUCUGUUGAUUUCCCUUCUGGUUUUUUGGCGGUUUUAUUACUAUGGCUUGUAUAAAAUCGGUGAAUAGAUCGGCGUCGGUGGCUCUGGCGCCGGAUGCACCGUACAUAGCAGCAGGGACGAUGGCGGGAGCUGUGGAUCUAUCCUUCAGCUCGUUCGCUAGUCUUGAGAUCUUCAAGCUUGACUUCCAAUCGGAUGAUCGUGAUCUUCCUUUGGUUGGCGAGUUUCAGAGUUCCGAAAGAUUUAACAGGCUUGCUUGGGGUAGAAAUGGAUCCGGCUCUGACCAGUACUCUCUCGGACUCAUUGCGGGUGGGCUUGUUGACGGUGGUAUUGAUAUUUGGAAUCCUCUGAAUCUGAUUCGUUCGGAGAGUAGUGAAAGUGCUCUCGUUGGACAUCUGUCGAAUCAUAAAGGGCCUGUUCGUGGUCUUGAAUUUAAUACCUUUACCCCAAACUUACUUGCAUCUGGUGCUGAUGAUGGUGAAAUUUGCAUCUGGGAUUUGGCUGCACCUUCAGAACCUUCUCAUUUCCCUCCUCUAAAGGGUAGUGGUGCUGCUGCCCAAGGUGAAAUUUCUUAUGUUUCAUGGAACAGCAAAGUUCAACAUAUAUUGGCAUCCACUUCCCUCAAUGGAAUAACUGUUGUAUGGGACUUAAAGAAGCAGAAACCAGUGAUAUCUGUUGAAGAUUCAGUUAGAAGGAGGUGUUCUGUCCUACAGUGGCAUCCUGAUGUUGCCACUCAGCUUAUUAUUGCAUCUGAUGAGGACAGCUCUCCAGCUUUGCGGCUUUGGGAUAUGAGGAACACAAUGACACCUGUGAAAGAGUUUGUGGGCCACACUAAGGGUGUAAUUGCAAUGUCAUGGUGUCCUAGUGACAGUUCCUAUUUGCUUACCUGUGCUAAAGAUAAUCGAACUAUUUGCUGGAACACUAUAACUGGAGAGAUUGUCCGUGAAUUGCCUCCCGGUGCCAACUGGAACUUUGAUAUACACUGGUAUCCAAAGAUACCAGGAGUUAUCUCAGCAUCUUCGUUUGAUGGAAAGAUUGGCAUUUACAAUAUUGAGGGUUGCAGUCAAUAUAGUACCGGGGAGAGUGAUUUUGGAGCAGUCACACUAAGAGCUCCAAAAUGGUAUAAACGUCCAGCUGGGGUGUCUUUUUGCUUUGGAGGAAAGCUUGUAUCAUUUCACCCAAAGUCAUCUGCUGCAGGUGCUUCAGAGGUCCUUUUGCAUAACUUAGUCACAGAGCACAGUUUGGUGAGUCGUUCAUCUGAAUUUGAAUCUGCCAUACAAAAUGGGGAGAAGUCAUCACUAAAAGCAUUAUGUGAGAAAAAGUCUCAAGAAUCUGAAUCUGAGGAUGACCGUGAAACUUGGGGCUUCUUAAAAGUUAUGUUUGAAGAAGAUGGGACAGCAAGGACCAAGAUGCUUGCCCACCUUGGUUUCAGUGUACCUGUUGAAGAGAAAGAAGAUCUACAUAAUGAUAUCUCCCAACAAAUAGAUUCCAUUCGGCUUGAUGAUACAGCAACUGAUAAAGUAGGAUUUGGAAGUGUUAAAGAGGCCACUGAUUUCCCUGUAGACGAUGGGGAAGAUUUCUUUAACAAUCUCCCAAGCCCCAAAAUUGGCACACCUAAAUUUACUUCUACUGAUGGCAUUGGAGCUGGGAAUUCAGCUCCUUAUCCAGAAGAAAUAAAACAUGAACCAGAUGUACUGGAGGAGAGUGCUGAUCCAUCAUUUGAUGAUAGCGUCCAGCAUGCUUUGGUUGUGGGGGACUACAAGGGUGCUGUUGCACUGUGUAUAGCUGCAAAUAAAAUUGCUGAUGCUUUAGUUAUUGCUCAUGUUGGUGGUACUUCCUUGUGGGAGAAUACUCGUGAUCAAUACCUUAAGAUGAGCCGGUCACCUUACUUGAAGAUUGUAUCUGCAAUGGUGAACAAUGAUCUCAUGAGACUUGUAAACACCAGGCCCCUCAAAUACUGGAAAGAAACUCUUGCUCUUCUAUGUACAUUCGCUCAGAAUGAGGAAUGGAGUCUUCUGUGUAAUUCACUUGCUUCUAAGCUGAUGGCCGUUGGCAAUACUUUGGCUGCAACUCUGUGUUUUAUAUGUGCGGGGAAUAUAGAUAAAACUGUUGAAAUUUGGUCGAGGCAUUUGACAACUGAGUGCAAAGGAAAAUCAUAUGUUGAACUUCUUCAGGAUUUGAUGGAGAAGACUAUUGUCCUUGCACUAGCAAGUGGUCAGAAGCGAUUUAGUGCAUCUCUGUGCAAGCUUGUUGAGAAAUAUGCCGAAAUUUUAGCCAGUCAGGGGCUUUUAACAACAGCAAUGGAAUACCUGAAACUUUUAGGGUCUGAGGAAUUGUCUCCUGAACUUAUGAUCUUACGAGAUCGUAUUGCCCUAUCCACAGAACCUGAUAAAAAUGACAAGACUUCAGCUUUUGAAAACUCUCAGCAGCAACGUGGGUUACCAUAUGCCGAACAAUCUGUUUUUGGUGCGUCUGAUCCCUCCCAGCACUAUUAUUCGGAAGCAGCACCAUCACAAGUUCAUCAAAGUGUUCCUAGCAGUCCAUACAGUGAAAAUUAUCAACAAACUCUUGGUCCUUCAUACGGAAGAGGAUAUGGUGCUCCUACUCCAUACCAACCUGCAGCACAGGCUGCAACAUAUCAGCCUGCACUACAGCCUGGAAUGUUUAUUCCAUCUCAGGCACCUCAAGUCCCUCAGCCAAGUUUUGCUCCACCUCAUGCUGCCGCUCAACAAGCUGUUAAGACUUUUGUUCCAUCAAAUAAUGUUCCUAUUCUGAGAAAUGCGGAGCAAUACCAGCAACCCUCAUUGGGUUCUCAGUUAUAUGCUGGGACUGCUAAUGCUACAUACCACCCUGUGCAACCUCCAGCUGGUUCACAAGGUCCUAUUACUUCUCAAGUGGGUCCCAUGCCUGGCCAUAAAAUACCACAGGUUAUGGCCCCCACUUCAACACCCAUGGGAUUUAGGCCUGUAACAAAUUCUGGAGUUGUACAAAGACCUGGAAUGAGUUCAAUGCAACCUCCUAGUCCUACUCAAUCAGCAGCAGUACAACCAGCAGUGGCGCCUCCUGCUCCACCACCUACAGUACAGACGGUUGAUACUUCAAAUGUACCUGCUCAUCAUAAACCUGUCAUUACAACAUUGACAAGACUUUUUAAUGAGACAUCAGAAGCUUUGGGAGGUUCACGUGCUAAUCCAGCUCGAAAACGUGAAAUAGAAGACAAUUCAAGGAAAUUUGGUGCCUUGUUUGCAAAGCUCAACAGUGGGGAUAUAUCAAAAAAUGCUUCUGACAAGCUUGUUCAGCUGUGCCAGGCGUUAGAUAAAAAUGAUUUUAGCACAGCCCUGCAAAUCCAGGUACUUCUUACGACAAGUGAGUGGGAUGAGUGCAACUUCUGGCUUGCAACACUCAAAAGAAUGAUAAAGACGAGGCAGGGUGUGGGUGCAAGAUCAAGUUAAAAAAACAAUCAUUUUCCAUUGCACAGGUGUGGUAAUGCUCCUUGGGCGCUGUUAUUUCUUUCCUUAGUGUACACAAAAAUAUGUUGUUUCCUAGGCUGCAACCACAGGGUUUUGGGUCAUAGUCCUACAUCUUGCCUGCAAAAAUCUCAGCUAACAGAAAUGCAAAUUCUGGAAGCAAUUAGGUGAAGGAUAGUUCUCAGGAUAUUUAAUGAACUUGUUGCCGAUUGUUCCUUUUUUUCACUUUGAUAUUUGUAGUAUUCAGAAAUAUAGAUUUUGUUUUUAGCCCACCAGUGUUUUGACAGAUUCAUUUUUGUUUUUCUUUGGGCGAAGAUCAAUGUCAUACAUCUUUCGUUGUCAA